GUCCUUCCUAUGUUUACAUCAUUUCUCAAAGACAUCGAAACAAAAAGGUGAAUAAAGACCAGAGAACUCAUGACAUCUUGAAACACGUAAAAAUAUACAAAUAUAAAUAUGUUUGAGGCCUAUAAUGAAAUGAUCAAUGAACCUUUAAUAGAAAGAUGUAUAGUUAUGAACGUGCAAUGAUGGAAGACACUUGUCAAAUGGAUAGUUUAGAGGACUGGGUACCAGUUAAACCAGGACUCUUCAAUACUGAUGCAGAAUCUUCCAAACGUUUUAUUUUCAUGGUCAGUUGGAAUGAUGUAUAUAGAAAGGUUGCCAUCACAUGUCGCCAACACAACCGAGUGGCUAGCGACAUAGAGGACAGUCAGAGUAGAAGUGGCAUGUUUUCGUUUAGUGAACUCAAGGCAAUUCAUGAGAUAUUGUGUCUGAUUCAACCAUCACUCUCUCCAUAUCUACCUCCAUUACCUGACGAACCUCGUUCUUUAUGGGCGUAUCUAGGAUACACAGGCCCUGAUUAUGACUAUGAAGAAAUUUGUCUCCAAUUGGAGAAAUAUUUUGUUAGAGCAUUAGAAAUAUGUAAAGAACAUCUACUAAUGACUACAUUAUUUGAAGAACCUGACACCAGGGAAUAUUUUGACAAUAUGAGUGAACUAAGAAGACAAAAUCUUGAAGAUGAUGUCUUAAAAUGUGAAGAAAGGUUGAAAAAUGUGAUAUUUUUAAGGACAAAUGCCAGUAAUAUGCAUGACAUGAAAGAUGUCUAUGAAAGUGAAGAUGAUGCUGUGAUGAAGCUGCAUGAGUGUUUAGCUGUGUUGUAUAAUUAUCAGCAACAGCCAUUUCUGGACCUGAGAGCCAUAUCUCGUUAUAAAGUAGCAGAAGCUAAAGAACAGUUAGAGAAUUCUGAUCUUGGUGAAAGGUUUAAAAGACAAUAUUCUUCUAUAUUUUCUGAAUGGCAAACACAAUUAGAACAGGCCAUGGAAAACAUUCAACAAUUAUACAUAAAGUAUUAUAGUACAAGUUGCCAAAUAUAUCAAGCCAUGCUCAGUAGAAUGUUAGAGGAUAAGAAGUCAUAUGGAAAAACUGCUUUUGAAUUGAUAGGAUCUGAGCGACUACUCAGAAUACAAGAAGAAUUGAGUACAGAGAAACUGCACUUACUGAAUAGUGAAAAGAAGUUAUUAAUUCUAGAAAAAGAUAAGGUUUUUGAAGAGAUAGCGAGUUUAGAUGAAACUCCUAAUGUACAAAAACAGUUGGAAAGGUUAGAAACCAAGGCAUAUGAAUGGCAUAUCAAGAUCUGCCAACAACAAAUGAAAAUUCUAGAUGAAGAAGAGAAGAUCUGUCAAGCAAAAAUGGAGGCAUUAAAGAAAACUCUGAAAGCCAAGGAAGAUGAGAUUGUAUUUUAUGAUGCUGUUGAGGACAGUUCACAGAUAAGCCCUGAUGAAGACCAAGAACAAAUAUCAUCUUUUAACAGUAAUAGUGAUUUAAAUACAAUUAGGAGAAAAAUGACAGCUAUCAAUAAAAAGAGAGCUACUCUGAGGAAUAAGAAGACUGCAUUAGAAAGGCAAAGAAAAACUAAGAAAGAAAAGAAAAUUGAAGAAGAAGAAAAAUUACGACAACACCAUGCAAUACAAACUAAAAUUGAUCAGAAAAAGGAAGACACAUCAAGGAAGGCUGAUUUUAUUGUAGAAGAGAGAAUAAAAGCAAUAGACAGAAUAAAAAUGCACAAAGUUAAAUUCCCAACACCUGAAACCAUUAAACCUCCAAGAUAUCAACCACCAAGUCAAAAGAAAUCUCCCUCCUCAGAAAAUGCUGAAAAAACAGAGACACCAGUUAAAAAACAGAAACCACUUACAAACACUCAAAGGACAAUUAAAAUACCUGUCAAAUCCAAGACAACAAAUAGUGAUAAGCCAGCUCCAAAACCCAGAUAUUCAUUAGAGAAGAAGAGGAAUGGAUCAUCAUCCAGUGAAAAAAGUGCUUCUCCGCCAACAUCAGCUUAUUCAGUACAAUCACAACCUACUGCUUCCAUACCACCCCCUCCUCCUCCGCCUUCUGGUGCACCUCCUCCUCCCCCUCCACCACCACCACCACCUCCUCCUCCUCCUCCUCCUCCUCCUCCUCCUCCAUUGGUGCCAUCACCUUUGUCAUCUGCAGGAUCAGUUACAAAAAAGAGUUCUAAGGAAGGGAGACAACCAGAAACAUCAUCUAAUGGAAUGCCUGACUUGAAAACACUGCUAUCUAAAAAGUCACUUUUAAAGCCUGUUGAAAUUCAGGAAAAGCCGCAAGCUGUUGAUCCAAUGGAUAACAUAUUAAAAAUGGUGAGAAAUGGUAUAAAACUGAGACCAGUAAAACAUAAAGAAGACACAGAUUCUGAGUCAGCUGACAAUUCAAAGUUUACUACUCCCAGUGAUUCACAUUUGAAACUUCUCCACGAUAGACUCAAUCAUAUCAACAAGUUUACAAGAGAAAGUUCACCGGAGUCAGACAGCAGUGACGAUGGAGAAUUUGAUUAAAUGUGUGUGUGUACAUAUUUUGUUUUUGUUUGCUUUUCCGAUAAAUUAUUUGCGUUUAAAUUUGCUUAUUUUUGCAAUGAAAAUCAUGCCUUGGUGUAAGGAAGGCACUCUGCUUUAUCAAAUUCUUGUUAUUUUGUGUUACUGGACUAUUUCAUAUAAUACUGAAUUUUAAAACUCCUGAAAAAAAUAAUUUAUAUUCAGAAACUACAAUGCCAUUGGUUAAGUAAGAUAUGUCCAUGGAGAUUUAUUUUUGAAUUUCGGUUCAGAUCUCUAUAUAUUAUAAACAUAAAUAUAUGUAUACUAUAGGUUACUGUAAAAUGUCAAUUCAGAAAUGAAUGUGUGCCUUUAUUAUUGCAAAUCACUGAUUAAAGGUCAAAAUGGAAGAUAAAAUCAGAAUCUAACUGCAACUAAAAUGAGAAGCAAAAUUAGUAUUUAGAUUAGAAUGCAAGUGUAUCAUUGCAAACCUUUGAUACUGUUGCAUUUUUCACAUAUAUUUAAAAUAUUACAAUAAUUUCUGAAUUUACAGUAUUGCAUAUUUUUAUGUUCAAAUCUUCUAGUCUGAGUUUUAAUCCUAUUAAUCAUAAUAAUAAGUUACGAUUUUGUACAAUUCAUAUACAGAGGAAAAAUGGGGAAACAAGAACUGUGAUUGUUGAAUUCCUGUAAAAAUUACAUAUUUUUAUAGUUUUAUGUAAAAGUUUUAAAACUAAUUACUUGUGGUUGUACAAUACUAUUUACUAAUCUCUUUAUGUUUAAAAUGAACACUCUAAGCUAAACUUGUAACUAGCUAAAAUGCAAUUUUAUUUUUGAAAUAAAUCACAAUGCCACUUUUGUAGUAUAUGAAAAGGAUAUGUUCUCUUCAGGUUUAUGAGAUUAAGUGGAGUCAACUGAUAAAUGAGACUGAAAGUUCUUACACCAAUAAAAUAAUAAUACUGUAAAUUCAGAAAAUAUUGCAAUGUUUUUAUUAUUGCUAAAAAAUGCGACAGGUUAUCAUUGCAUAAUUAAAACUCGCAUUUUUAAAUUUUCUAUAUGCAUCAAACAUGAUUCUUCCAAAUAUCGCAAAAAAUAAAAUCACAUUUUAGUCCAAAAUGACAAAAUCGCAAUAAUGAAUGCAAGCAAUAAUUUCUGAAUUUACAGGAGUCCAGUAUAAUGCCUGGUCAUUGCAAACUUGUACAUAUUUUAAAGACGAUAGAUAUCAUACAAAAGUUUAUUAAUUUAUUAUAUCCAACUUGAUAUAAAACUUUUGCUAUAUCUUUGAAACUUAUUUAUUUGACGCUAAUAUCGAUCAUAUAGGUUGUUUUUUGCCUUAUUUUCCACAGAAAUGUAUAAUUUUAACUUAUAAUAAUUAGUUAUGUUUGUAUUUUAGACAGUAUUAAGUUAUUUAAAACAUAACAACACCUCCUUGUCUAACAUACUGGUAAGGGACGGCAUCAAAAGAUCGAUGUAGGAUAAACAAGAAUGUGUCUAAAGUACAUGGAUGCCCCACUCGCAUUAUCAUUUUCCAUGUUCAAUGGACCGUGAAAUUGGAUAAACUAUCUAAUUUGGCCUUAAAAGUAAAAAGAUCAACCAAAAGGGAACAUGUGUACUAAGUUUCAAGUUGUAUGGACUUUAACUACAUUGAAAACUACCUUGACCAAAAACUUUAACCUGAAACUCACACUUUUAAUUUCUAUGUUCAGUGGACCAUAAAAAUGGGGUCAAAAGAUUAAUUUUGUUGUAAAAUAAAAAGAUCAUAUCAUAAGGAACAUGUGUACUAAGUUUCAAGUUGAUUGGACUUUAGCUUCUUCAAAAACUACCUUGACCAAAAACUUUAACCUGAAAUGGGAUGGACGGACGAACAGACGCACAGACAGAAUGACACACAGACCAGAAAACAUAAUGCCCCUCUGCUAUCGUAUGUGGGGAAUAAAAACUUAAAUCAAAUAAUUUGGGGGUGGGGGGUUAACAUUGCUGCAAGUUUUGUUAAUUUUAAAUCGAUUUUACAUAUAUCCAUAUAGGUUAAUCAAUUUUUCCCAUAUUAAGUUAAGAGGGGGUGUGGGGGCUAACAUACUGGUAAGGGACGACAUCAAAAGAUCGAUGUAGGAUAAAAAAAACUUAAAUCAAAUAAUUUGGGGGUGGGGGGUUAACAUUGCUGCAAGCUUUGUUAAUUUUAAAUCGAUUUUACAUAUAUCCAUAUAGGUUAAUCAAUUUUUCCCAAAUUAAGUUAAGAGGGGGUGUGGGGUGUCAGUGAAAAACCAUGUGAAUUAAGUUUUUUAUCCUACAUUGAACUUUUAAUGUCGUCCCUAACUAUCAUAAACAUUGGAAGCAUUUUAAAAUAAUUACUACAGGUACCCCUGACUUGUUUAUCAUUGACAGAAACAGUGUGUUGUGUUUUUAACAUUAUAUCUAUCUUUGUUUACAUUAUAUUAUCUGUUCCCCAGUUGUGUGAACACUUAUUUCACUUGUUUUGUGAUUUUACUGGUUAGAUAUGAAAUUAAUAAUUGUUUGUAAUCAAGAAAAUAUAUAUUUAUUGAAAUUUCUGUGAUAUUGAGAAUAAAGACAGUUAUGAUUGAUGAAAUGA
Messenger RNA from Mytilus trossulus (common blue mussel), 5061 nucleotides. RefSeq names its product junction-mediating and -regulatory protein-like. NCBI's taxonomy places the organism in Eukaryota, Metazoa, Mollusca, Bivalvia, Mytilida, Mytilidae. The transcript is spliced from 10 exons. Gene Ontology annotation, molecular function: Arp2/3 complex binding. Gene Ontology annotation, biological process: Arp2/3 complex-mediated actin nucleation. Gene Ontology annotation, cellular component: cytoplasm. The record is from RefSeq and is a predicted model, not a curated record. The coding region runs from base 156 to 2504 and encodes 782 amino acids.